AACAGAACAUCUUCUGCCUGAGGCUGCCAUCGUCAUACCGAUCGCUCGCUCAUCAUGUCAAUUCCUCCGUCUUGCUCUUCACCCUCAAAUGCCUCCAUCUCGAGGUCAGAAGAAGAGUUCGAUCCAGACUGGACCUACUACCCUCUGUCUGAAAGCUUCAUCAAAGACCUAAAGUCCUGGAAACAGCAAACCAUCUCCUUUCUCGACCUACCACGAUCCGUCAGGGAACGCAUCUACCCCUUAAACCUUGAAUUGUACGUCAGGGAAGGCAUCCGUUAUUCGAAGCGCACACGAAAAUCGUGUAAAUUUGACAUCUACAUCGGAAAAUACGUCGAUCGUGACUUUCUGUCUUGGGCGCGGAACCAAGUCGAUUCCACCCCCUGGCGAGGGUAUAUCCCACGCUCGCUCUAUCGCCCUUUGCACCGAAAGUUCUUCGAAGCCCUACAAUCAUGGGAAAAACAAACUGUCUCCUUCCUCGAUCUACCACCAGAGAUCAGAAAUCGCAUCUACAGCUUUGCUUCAGAAAUUACCAUCGAUCCUAACGACACUGGUGACCUGUUCAGUCGUCCGCAUUCCCUGUUCGGCUGGAGUCGAGGAGGUCUGAUGCAUUCCUGCGCCCAGGUACGACGUGAGUUCAUGCCUGUCUUUGUCUCGUCACUAGACCCCGUCUUGAAUCUCAUGCAUUGUGAAUAUCAAACCGGCCUGGAAAAUGCAGUCUGGAUGGAACGGACUGCACCAGCACUCAUUGCACACACUCGGGUUGUGCUGGAGUUGGUCGUGAUGAACCUUAUCAAUGAUCAAAUAGUUCGCGGUACCCGUCUCGCACAUCUGUCUGUCAAAGUGUUGGAGGGCGGCCGUGUUGCGGUUUCCAAAGUCGGUGGCAAAAGGCUUGCCAAGGAGAUCCAAAAGAAGGUCGCGGAGAGUGUACAGCACGGCUCCACUGGACUGAUGGGAUAUCGAGAGUUCAGAAUCAUCAAGGAACUUAUUGGCAAGUACCACCCAUUCCUUGGUUCCACCCGAUCACCUCAAAAGCAUUACAUGUCGCACCUUUACCGUGCUCCGCUUUUCGAAUACUAGCACGACAGGGACGAGGGGAACUACAGUAACCACAGUAAUGAUAAAGUCGCAGAGAAUCGUCAGCGGAGGAAGGGAGAGAGAGACGACGAUGUGGCACUAGAGCCCGAUACGAACCAACGACACCACAGCAUCAUGAAGACUACGACAACAUACUAUGACUAUCAAGCUACGAUGACGAAGUCCAUGAAGAACGCAAUAAUGAGAGAACAUGCCGACAAGGACAUAUAUUUACCACACGCAGAAGGAGCAAAGAUUCGGAGGAACGAUAAUAGCUAAUGGAGGAAAGACGAUUGACAGUCACAGAGACUGUCUACAACAUGUGGCUUGUAUUGCUACACUAACCGAAUUGCUCAGCCAAAAGACAAACGACACAUUCGGCGAGCCAGCUGCUCAGCCUAGCUAACUUGCUUCAUACCAACCAAAAGACAUGCUAUCAGAAAACAUGCU
Aureobasidium pullulans EXF-150 is the source of this 1524-nucleotide messenger RNA. RefSeq lists its product as uncharacterized. The transcript has a single exon. NCBI's taxonomy places the organism in Eukaryota, Fungi, Ascomycota, Dothideomycetes, Dothideales, Saccotheciaceae. Bases 55 to 1077 code for a protein of 340 amino acids. The record is from RefSeq and is a predicted model, not a curated record.